Molecule: messenger RNA, 1452 nt
Organism: Arachis duranensis
Lineage: Eukaryota; Viridiplantae; Streptophyta; Magnoliopsida; Fabales; Fabaceae
Exons: 8
Coding region: 250-1158 (302 amino acids)
Source: RefSeq, a predicted model, not a curated record
GCUAGGUUCACUUUUGAUAAAGUUAACGGAGAAAUUCGGGUGCUGCGUUUCCUACCAAGUUUGACGUUCAGUUCAGAACUUGAGAUAUAAACCUCUGAUGUCAGUUAUGUUAGUUCGGCUGGCAUUUCAUGCGUAUUAGGAAGGGCCCCCCGGUAAUUUCACACCUCCGAUGAUGCGGAGGGAAAAUUCUGAAGAAAGAUUUUGACAGAAAGCAGAGAAAGAAAAGAAAAGGGUUUAGCUUCUGUAGGAAUGGAUAGCAGAAGCGGUGGAGAAGAAGAAGGGUUUAGAUUAGAGAAUCCGUUUACUUUGAAGGUGGGUCAAGUGUUCACCGGUUUUGGAAUCGGAUGUGGAGUAGGAAUCGGCGUUGGUCGCCCUUUAAAUCUAGCUGCAAUACCAAUGUUGAAUCAAGUGAUGAGUGCAACCAGAGGUGCAACUGAUGCAUUCUCGGGUGUUACCAGGCAUGUUAAUACCUCUUUGAAGAAGUUGGGAGCUAAGAAUAUUGAAGUCGGUGUUGGAUGUGGAGUUGGUUUUGGCCAUGGUUUUGGAGCUGGCGUUGCUGUGAAACCAGGGGUGUUGAAUCAAAUUCAAUCUUGUGUUAUGGUAGCAAUGACAAAGAUGAUGAUGAAGCUUGGAAUUGUUCCCAAUUUACCCUUCAAUCCGGGUGCAUUUUCAGCGUCCUUUCAAAGUGGUAUAAACAUGGUCAAUAAAAACCAAAUUUCACCACCAAGCAUGAUGCAGCUGGCAGGUAAACCAGCAGAUCAAGUUACUCAGGGUCUUGCAGGGUCCCAAUCUAUGCAAAUUGGGUCGGCUUUUGAAAGUACUAACAUUAAAGGAAAUGCAAUUGACCCCAAAGUUGGCAGCCGAACCGAGAAGGUUAUUAGCAACUUUCUGCAAAAUCCAUUGCUAAAUGGGGAGGAAGGAGGACUUGAUGAAUCGGGGGCUGGACGCCUGCGGUCGGAGAACAAUGUACUUCAGAUGGUCUUGAAACACCAAAGAAUCAUUGAAGAACUUGUGGAGGAAAAUGAGAAGCUUCGACAGAUACUAGUGGAGGACCUGAAAGUACCACCAAGCAAACUUGAAGCAAAUUCUGCAGAUUGUAACAUACCCAAGUCCAAAGGAGAAAACAAUAAGAGAAAAAAGGGAGAGAACCAAAAGUAAAAUAAAAUGGUCCACGCUUACCAAAUGUAGGAACUGGUUCGUGUAUUACUAUACUCAAUAACAAGUCUUAUUACGACGUGGUAUGCAAUAUCUAUGAUGCCUAAUUAGUAAUGGACAUCUACCUUAUCUUUUCUUUUUAAUUGUGUAUGUGAUGUGGAACAUUCCAUCAAUAAUUGUAGAAAAUUAAUUUUUAUAGUGCUGAUCGUUGAUCCCUUUUGUAAGUAACUAAUAAUGAAAGGCAAAAGGAGAAAAUGCUAGUGCUUGAUAAGUUUGCACUCACAUUGGUACACAUAA